Stomoxys calcitrans (stable fly) is the source of this 6034-nucleotide messenger RNA. RefSeq names its product transcription factor cwo (gene cwo). Gene Ontology annotation, molecular function: DNA-binding transcription factor activity, RNA polymerase II-specific; protein dimerization activity; RNA polymerase II cis-regulatory region sequence-specific DNA binding. Gene Ontology annotation, cellular component: nucleus. The record is from RefSeq and is a predicted model, not a curated record. Lineage: Eukaryota; Metazoa; Arthropoda; Insecta; Diptera; Muscidae. The coding region runs from base 3239 to 5326 and encodes 695 amino acids. Gene Ontology annotation, biological process: regulation of circadian rhythm; anterior/posterior pattern specification; regulation of transcription by RNA polymerase II. The transcript has 4 exons.
UUUGGUCGUCAAGAUUGUCGUUCGUUGUACGUCGUCGUCGUUUGUGUGUGUUUUUUGUUUGGGUUUCUGUUUCGUGUGUGUCUCGUGUUAAUUUUAGAUUUAAUUCAUUUCAUUUCUGCGACUGGUGCAAACGGGUGAAGUUGUUUUUUGUAAGUGCGGAACAAGCGUCGAUAACAACGACCGACAACGACGAAAAAGUGUACAACAAAUGUUGUUUUUGCAUUGUGUUUUUUGUUUUUUUUUUUGGGUUUUUGAUUAAACAACAACAACCACAUACAUAUUAGCUGCAAAUCAAAUUUCUAUUAACAUCGUGAAAACAAGAAGCCGAAGGCAGUGAAAAAGUAUGCAAAAUUUUUAAUAGCAAAUUGAAAUAUCUUGUGAGUGAGUGAGUGAGUGAGAAAGAAGAAAAGGAAUAAUCUAUUGAAUAAAGGAAAAGAAUUAAAAUUAUAUUAUACACAAGAAAGAAAACGUACAUAUGUUGCCACCUUCUCCCCUUUCAACUCAUGUGUCAAUAAAACGUGUUUUAAUGGUAGUAUAUUUAACCCCUUUCAAGUGUAACACGAACCGUCAUCAUCAUCUGCCGAAACGUGUGUGAAACGUGAAAAAUUCUCUACAAAUUGCUUUGUCUCCGUUGACAUAUUGCAAAUAUCACGUUUUUGAAAAUCUAAAACCAAAAGUUUUUCUCUAAAAAGUUCUUUGAAAAAAAAAAGUGCAAAGUACAUGAAAGAAAAAACAAAUCGUAGAGUUUAAAAACCGGGCGGUGCCUCAUAAGCAAGCAAGCAAGAAAAAAAAUAAAACAUUAAUAAAUACAAAAAAAGAGCAACAGCUAAAAGAUAACAAAAAAAAAGCAAUAACAACACCAAAAGAUACGUGUCGUGGUACGUUGAAUAUUAAAUGCCAGCCAUAGCCAAGGAACAAGCCACUCUACACCGCCACCGCUGCUCCCAGAGCCAAUACCAUCACCGAUCGCCUGCCCGCCCGCUAGCCUGCCAGCCAGCCAGCGAGUCAGUCAGCAACAAUAAAACGCAUGGAAAAUUCCAAAAGUGAAAUAUUUCUACAAGUAAACAAGUUUUUGUUGUGCUGGGCUCUGACUCUGGCUGAGUAAGACAAAAACAGAAACCUAAAGACUAAAAAAAAGAGCAACAACGGCCAGCCAGGCAAGUUAUUCUCAUAGAUGAACGAACGAACGAAUGAGUGAACCAACAAACGAACAUUCACAUAAUAAUAAAAAAACAGCAACAACAAUACACUACAGCCAACAUGUACACAGAUACACACAAAGGCCUAUGCAUAUCUACCAUCGUCAUCAUCAUGUGUUGAGAAGCAGGAGAGUCGUGGGGUCGGUCAGGUGGUUAGUGUUGGGUUGGGGUGUAGAUUGGCCUGUCUUAUUGGAAUUAUAACACGAUCACGUUUUUGUUGAAGUGACAAAAAAACCGGUCAAAAAUACCAAAAUAAACAACCAAGUGUAUUUGUUUUGUUUCGAAAUUAUGUGUGAAUUUUUGUAAGACAUGAAAAAAAGCCAAGCAACGAACGAACGAAGCAAAACAUUGCCGUUACGAAGGAAUGAAUACAUAGCGGCAUAGACAGGGAUCGCCGCCGUAUUGGAUUUUGAUAAGAGUUUCACGACUUUAAGAAAUAUCUGGCAACACAAUGCAAACACUCGCGCGCAUACACACACACACACACACUCUCAUGCAUACUCACGGGAGAACAAUCAAAAGCAAUAGCAGCUCACUUCACAACAAAACGCAUAGCGGCACAGUAACGAAUUGUAUCGUUAACAUUGCCGUCGUUUUUUUGUAGUUUUGUUUUGGUCAAGUGUUGACUUGUUAUUGUUAUUGUUGUGUUUUGUUUUUCUCUUGUAGUAUUGCGGAUUGUUGUAACAGGCAUGUGAGAUUUUACAUAUGCCGAUGCUGGGAGUUCUAUGAUGUAAAAAACACCAAUAAAGUGAAUGGAAAAAACGGAAUUUGUGUUAUUCAAACAAGCAAAAAAUUCAUAAGAAAUUAAAAAAAUAAUUUUUGAGUUUCAUUAAGGAUCACUGAGAAGAAGAAGAGCAGAGAAAAAAUAAAUAAAAUCAUUUGGGAACCAAAGAAUGAACUUAGAAAAAUACCAGUGAAAAAUAUUUAGAGAAGGUUAUAAACAAAAAAUAUCAAGGAAAAAUAUAUUUAAACAAAAACCAAAUGUUUGUACUGAAAUUAAGAAAGAAAAGCAUUUGAAUAAUAAAACCAAAAAAAUUAUUAAAAGAGCUAUAAAAAAUAUUUUCAUAAAACGUAUUUUAAAACUAAAUGAAACCCAUUCCUUUGACUACCAAAUAAGUUAAAAAAAACCAAAAUAAAUCUAAUGAUUGUGUUACCUUAGUGAAACAACAAAGAAAAUAAUCUUUAAAAAAAAUUGCAUUUAGUGAUAAAGGAAAAAUCCCCGCUAUACAAAAAAAAUGUGAGAAUUUGCCAAGUGAGAUUAAAAAAAAGAAAUGUUUUGUUAUGUUUUCAAAUAUAAGAUCUAACAAGUCACUCAAAACAAACGUGAAAGUGUUGAUUAUCAACAAUAGCAAGAAACCGCAUAUAUAUUUUUGGAUAUUACUAUAAAAUAAAAAACAAAAAGCCGAAAAAACGAAAGUAAAACAACCCACCCAAACAAAAAAACAAUUGUUUUGUUUUUUUUUAUACAAUACAUUGAGCCACAACAAGUCAAAGGGAUUACUUUUUCUUCUUCCCCAAAACAAUCAACUUUCAUACUUUAUGCACUGUUUUGUAGCCACACAAUCGUUAACUGAGAUAUGACUUCCUUUUUGUAAAACAGCGCGGUCUUUGUAUACAUUCGUCACCAGCAACAACCUGUUGUGGUGUAUUUGUGACACAUCUCAAAAUAUAAAAUAAGAAAGAGAAAAAAACAAUACCAAAAGAAUAAAAGCCAUUACAAACAGGAAACAAAGAAAUCCCACCUAAAAACAAAAGAAUUUGUAAUAAUUUAUAUCAAUUCUUAAAUAUAAAAAAAAAAUAAAUAAAUAAAAUCAGCAUUCCAUUUCAACAAUUAAAUAAAUUGUUUAAAUUACAAAAAACACUUUAAGCAAUUGUUAAAAUUUGCAACUAAGGCAUUGUAAUCUACGCCUUCAUUUGAAUUCCCCUUCAAAAGUGUCCCUACAAACAGCAUCAUCAUUAACGGGGCCAACAUUAACAGAGGCCGUAGUAGCAGCAAUAGCAGCAGCAGCAGACGCCCAACAAAAAUUAAAAACGAAAUUAUGGAACCCUACUGGGGUGAUGCUAAUGGACAUGCUCCGCAUUCUGUUAAAUAUGAGAACGAUGCAGCCGUCUCCAGUUUUCCAUAUUGUACAGAAUCUAGCUUAAAUUUCUCCACAAAUGCCACAGGAUACAGUGAGGAUGAUGCAGAAUAUGCCACCGGAAGACGUAACAAAACUUCGAGGCAAGAUCCUCUGUCACAUCGUAUUAUUGAAAAAAGACGAAGAGAUCGGAUGAAUUCAUGUUUGGCCGAUUUGUCACGCCUUAUCCCACCGCAAUAUCAACGUAAAGGUCGUGGACGCAUUGAAAAAACAGAAAUCAUCGAAAUGGCCAUACGGCAUUUAAAACACCUACAGUCUGAGUGCAUGCAAAAGGAAAAUGAAUAUCGCAUGGGCUAUACAGAUUGUAUGAAGGAAGCGGCCAAAUUUCUCUACGACAGUCAAAUGCAGGAGUUCUGCUAUCGCCUUUUGGCAAGACUGCAGGAGCAUUGUGAGGAAGUUGUGAAAAAUGACUGUUUUCGUAGCCGCAGUUGUCAUGCCACCGCGGAUAACAUUAGUGCUUCCAGUGGUAGUCCACAUCAAACUUUUCAUGCGGUGCCUCCCUUGUGCCAAUUACGUGAUAUGCUGAGCACCACUUCAGACAUUGAGCACAGCAAUGAUCACAACGAUGUCAAAGAUCUCAGUUUCCGCAACCAAUUAACUCACUUGCAGCGCAACCAUGUCACAGCCAACCAAAUGGACAGUAACACCAAUGAGGCACAUCACAAUGGCGGCGGCAAUAAUGGCAGCACCAAUGCAUCCGCCUCUACCACCACCGCCACUGGCGCAGCCACUAGUGGCGGCGGCAGCAGCAGCAGCAGCGGUGUUGCCAACAACAGCAGCAACACCAAUGUGAUAAGUAACUCUGCAGCAUCCUCCUCGGGAUCGGUAAUCACUUCAAAUAAUGCCACAAGUUCGACGGGGCCAGCGGGAAAGAAUGCUGGCAGUUCGGGUGCAGCCAUCAGUUCGUCAGCCCAGCAGCCUCAUCAGGCACCGGUUAUUACCUCCACAGCUCCUGCUUCGCUGCAUCAUCACACCGAUUCCAGUAACCAUGACUUUGACUCAUCGCGUGAACCCAUCUUGCAUACAGACACCUCCAAUAUGCAUUCACCACCACCCCGCGAUACCCUACUGGGUCAUGGCCACCAUCUGCAUCACCACCACCACCAUCAUCAUCAUCCGGCCCAUAUGGCUGCCCAUCUACAUCACCAUCAUCAGUCAGAUGAUUUGUUGCAAGGACGUCUGCGUAAUUUCUCCGAAUCGUCUCAUGAUAUUGAGCACAACAACAACUACAAGUACAAAAAUCACAUCAAAGAACGUUUCAACCAUGAGCUGCACGAUGAGGAAACCUCUAGUGAACACUGUCCCGCCCCACCGCUGCUGCAGAGUGAGAACCUACAUGCCCAUUCCGAUCACUCCAAGGAUGGCACAGAACCCGAAAUAGCCCCCAUCAUGGCCAAAAAGCGCAAAAUGGCCGCCGAAGCUGCAAAUACCCAUUGCGAGAAUACCGUGGACGAUGCCGAUCUAAGAAUACCGGCCAGCACCACCCAAAGGGCAAUCAGCAGUGCAGCAGGUGCCCUGCUGCCUUCAAGCAUUCGGGAGGACAAACCCUUUACUCCCUUUAGCGAAAUCAAAACCGAAGUCUCUGCCACAGGGUCAACGAUAAAGAGCAAUGUCAGCGCUCCAACCAGUACAACUGCCCCACUGCCAACACGUAGUUUUGCUGUGCCCAUUUUUGCUCUGCACAGCCAUGGCACCUACUAUGUGCCACUGAAUGUGGACUACAAUAUCUUGAUACCGUUCCUUAAUGGCAUCGAUUUGUUGGAAAAGAAUUUCACCAAUAUGCCCGUAGUACAUCCGAUUAACAUAAAUGUCAACUUUAUGCCCUCCUCCUCAUCGGCCUCCCUGUUGGCGGCGGCAGCAGCGGCGGUGGUGGCCAGUAAACAACAGCAGCAGCAACAACACCCACCGGUUUUGAACGGCACUUCGGUGUCGGCGGCAAUGACCAAGGCCAAAUUGGAAGCCAUCACAAAUGCCGCCAAUGGUUGGUAAGCCCCCAGCCCCUGCACCACCACACAACAUUAUCACCACCGAUGAUGAUAUCGAAUAAUUCCCAGAAUUUAUCAAAUGCGUCGUAAUCAAAAACGGAAUUUUACAAUUUUGAUUUUGAUCAAAACAAAAUGAAAUGAAAAACAAAAACAACUCAAAACAAAAGGAAUUUUUUGCAUGUUUCGUUAUACAAGGAAUCAUGGAAUUACAUAGUCUAGCAUCCUUGGACUUGAAUCCUUGAAGCAACGAACUUGAAAACAGCACACACACACACACACACAAACACAUCUAAGCCACAUUUGUGCCACGCGAGAGUAUUUACAUGCCACAACAAAUGGAUUUGUUAACAGUACACCUGAUGUCUGCCAGCGCGCGCGUUUGUGUGGGUGAGUGAGUAAGUGGCAAAGGUGUUUAUGGAACAACUACCUCAGAAUUCUGUGAAAAAUAAUCAUAUAAUGGUUUUAUAGCUAGAAUCUAAAGGUAUACCAGCAACCUCUAAAACAAAAACAAAACAAAACAAAAAACACAACAGACCUACAUCAACCCACAAUUUGAAUCGACAUAGCAGAGAGGGGGGCAACCCUAUUUCUACAACUUUGACUUUGUUAUGGAACUGGGGACAAAUGAAAAAGUUCAUCUGCUACCUUUUUGUUCUAAAAUUGAAGUUAAAUUUUACAGAGUUUUCACUUAAAAUGUUUCAGUUCUUUGUGG